AUGAAUUCGAAGUUGUCGCCUGGCAAGCUUCAGUCUAACAACUCUUAUGCGUGGCACGACUUAUCGUCAUCCGCGCCAGAAGUACUCGCAGACCCCGUGGACAAGGAGUACAUCGCAUCCAGUGGCAAGGAGGUCGCCCCCUCCGCCGAAAAGCAAGUUGCCAGCGACGAUGGUAUACAAGUAGCUCCAGGGCUCGCGCCAGAAGUCCUCUCGGAAGUGAAUCUACCGGAAGCUAUAGAUCAAGAGGACGAGAAAGAAGCUGUCAAUCCUGAUCCGGACUAUUCUUUGGGCCUGGAAGAGAAGCCAAUCCCCUCACGUGCCCAGUGGCGAAGAGACCAUAAAGUGGUGCUCUUACUGUCUGCAGGAACUAUACUGCUUCUCGUGAUUGCAGUUGCCUUGGGAGCAGGUCUUGGUGUUGCCUUGAACCGAAAAUCAGAAAACAACUCGUCGGCAUCAACAGUGCAGUCUACGAACGGAGUGACGCUGUACGACGCAAGUCAAAUAGCCUCGCCGACUUCCACGAGUCUCCCGACUGGUACAGGUGCUCUUGCUCUCAGUGCAGCCCGAGAAUCCGCAGCUACGUGCCUAACUCAGAGAGACCAGCAGGUUGCCUGGGAUUGCAAUCUGACUCCGGACUCCCGUCUCGCCAUCGAUAUUCAACAGUCAUCACUCUCUGGCAGCAGUCUGGGCGCACAGGUAGUCUAUGCUUCAGACUAUACAGGAAUCCAGUAUGGUGCUCAAGCCCCUUACAUGAAUACCACUCUUGGCCAAUUCUUGACCGUCAUCGACAACAACGAUCCGGAGUACGGUGCCGCCUUUUACUUCCAGCAAACGAGGGGCGAGACGGCCUCUCCUGGCGAACGCCUCUGGCUCUGCGUCUUCAACGAGACCCUUCUAGAAGGCUUCAUCUACCUCAACCAAUCCGCUCAUCCAGCCUCGUCAACCUCCAGCUCAUCAUCAACCUCCGCUCCCGCAACAACAAGCUCUCACCUCCAAGGCCAAACCGCCGCACUCACCAGCUCCGAUUCCUCAAACACAGCCUCCGCAACUCCGACCCCUACGACCACAAGACCCAACCCCUGGGACUCCCUGCCCACCUUCUCCCGAGUGGUCAAGCUCGAGGAGCGCCGCAUCGCGAAUAACUCUGUACAACCUUGGUGUCAGAAAUAUCAAAUCCUGGACGGAGGCUCGGCGAACUGGGUGGGGGAUGAGAAUGGGGAACCGAUCAUCGUGCGGUUGGAGGAGGAUGAUUCGAAUACGAGUGGGCAGGGGUGUCGGUGUCAGUGGAUGAGUGGGGAUGGGUCUUGA
Messenger RNA from Zasmidium cellare ATCC 36951, 1308 nucleotides. RefSeq lists its product as uncharacterized. Lineage: Eukaryota; Fungi; Ascomycota; Dothideomycetes; Mycosphaerellales; Mycosphaerellaceae. The transcript has 2 exons. Bases 1 to 1308 code for a protein of 435 amino acids. The record is from RefSeq and is a predicted model, not a curated record.